AUGUCGAAAUCCCUCAGGCUGAACAAGUGCGUAAAAGAGCUUAAUAAAUGGGCCGAAGAUCAUACCAAUGGUCUCAUCAAAGAUCUUCUUCCUCCUGGAUCCGUCUCGAGUCUAACCGACUCUGUUUAUGGAAACGCACUGUACUUCAAAGGAGCUUGGGAAGUUCCAUUCGCCAAGUCUAACACGAUGGACAGGGAGUUUCACCGUAUCAGUGGAAACUCAGUGUCCGUGCCAUUCAUGAGAAGCUACGAGCGCCAAUACAUAGAGGCUUAUGAUGGUUUCAAGGUCCUCAGGAUACCUUAUCGACAAGGCGGUGUUGAUAACAAUCCCAUCUUUCCUUAUCGACAAGGCCGUGUUAAUAACAGUCGCAGCUUCCCUUAUCUACAAAAGUUGAUGCUACCAAUAACAGCUUCUCUUAUCGACAAGGCCUUGUCGGUGAUGCUACCAGUCCCAGUUUCCCUUCUGGACAAGGUGGUUAUAGUACCAAUGUCAGCUUAUCAAUGUACUUUUAUCUCCCAGACAAGAAUGAUGGAUUGGAUGAUCUUGUGAAAGCAAUGGCAUCUAAUUCUGGAUUCUUGGAUUAUCACGUUCCAAGAUUCAAAGUUUUAGUUAAAGAAUUCAGAAUCUCAAAGUUUAAGAUCGCUUAUGGCUUAGACGGCAAAGACUUGGGAUUAAGUUCAAUGGCUUUGUAUCAUAAAGCAUGUGUGGAGAUUGAUGAAGAAGGCGCUGAAGCUGCUGCUGCAACUUUUGCAGCCCCUAAACCCGGGAUGUUUGAGAUAUAUGGAGCCUCCUAAGCGUAUAGAUUUUGUUGCAGAUCAUCCCUUUGUCUUCUUAAUUAGAGAAGACACAACUGGUACUGUUUUGUUCGUUGGUCAGAUUUUUGAUCCUUCCGACAAAUCUUUUUAGGCUUUUAGUUUGGUUAUAUGGCAACAUGUGGAUCUAAGAUUUAAGAUUUAAUUAUGAAAACUG
Raphanus sativus (radish) is the source of this 969-nucleotide messenger RNA. RefSeq names its product serpin-Z2-like. Gene Ontology annotation, molecular function: serine-type endopeptidase inhibitor activity. The record is from RefSeq and is a predicted model, not a curated record. The coding region runs from base 1 to 549 and encodes 182 amino acids. Lineage: Eukaryota; Viridiplantae; Streptophyta; Magnoliopsida; Brassicales; Brassicaceae. The transcript has 2 exons.